Electrophorus electricus (electric eel) is the source of this 5460-nucleotide messenger RNA. Lineage: Eukaryota; Metazoa; Chordata; Actinopteri; Gymnotiformes; Gymnotidae. The record is from RefSeq and is a predicted model, not a curated record.
UGCCAAGCGAAGAGAGGGAUCGGGUGAACCGGGGAUAGAGGGAAAGGAGAUGUUGCGAGCUAGUCCAGCACGACCGUGAGCGCUGGUGGACUGCACAGGUCAGCGGAGUCGCUCAGACGCGAGGGUUGUAUCGGAGCAGUGGGCCCAGGAUUAAGGACGCCAAUAGCGUGCCGCACCAAAUCGCCUUUGCCUGAUCAUCGAAAUGGAAUAGAAGUUGCGAUUGAUUUGACUCUAACUCACACGCCUGUUCCGGGAGUGCUGUCUAAGGUGGCACUCGGUGAAAAGGGUGGAUUCAGUGUUAGUCUCGGAAACCAGAGAGGUUUCGGUCCCUCUGACCUGCGCGCUUCCCCACUUAGGCUUACCUGCGCGCUUCGCCCCCGCCGCUUCUCCAGCUCAGUCUUGGACAACAUCGGCCAUGCACAUAUCGGCACGGAUCGAAGUACGUCCGCCAGAAGCCAGCAAAAGCUCCAUGAUCUUUUGUAAUAUAAGAAGAUGGAUUCAUUUACCUAAACGAAUAGGCACUUUUUUUGCAGUCGCCGUCUUCUACACCCAAGUGCUAUGGGUGCAAGCAUUGUCUCUGCACUUUUCCAAAGAGCCACAGUCUCAGGAUGCUCUCCACGGACGCAGUGCUAUGCUUCGCUGUGAGGUCAGUGGCGCCACAAACUACUCCUGGCUGCAGGACGGCCGGCCUGUGUUCGCCUCUGAGCGCCGUUUCCUGGAGGGCGGCAGCCUCAAGUUCACCGCUGUGGACCGGCGCCUUGAUGCCGGCAACUUCCAGUGUGUGGCCACAAGCACGGCCAGCAGUGAGGUGGCCAUCUCCGCCAAUGCCUCCUUAAACAUCAAGUGGCUUGAGACUGGGCCCGUGACUCUGAAAGAGCCCGGCUCUGUACAGGAGAUCGAUGGCGCUGAACAAAUCAUUUUGCAGUGCCUGAUUGAUGGACACCCAAGACCCAACAGUAAAUGGUACAAAGAUGGUGUGUUGCUGGCCAGUAAGGAGAGAAACCUCACUCUGAGAAGCCCCGCCCCCACCCACUCUGGCGACUACGGCUGUUGUGCACGCAAUGGUGUGGGUCACGCCUGCAGCAGCACCAACUUCACCCUUAACAUUAUAGAUAAGACGAUCCCCCGUGUGGUGCUGGCGCCGAAGGACCAGGUGGUGUUCAGGAAUGAAGAGGCUGUGUUCCAUUGCCACUUCUCCGCCAAACCUCCACCUGUCCUAGAGUGGCUCCAUGAAGAAGAGCCUGUUGUCAACAAGUCACGGGUAAUCGUGUAUAAUAAUGGAACUCUGCGCAUCACCCAGGUAAAGCCUCGAAGCACAGGCCAGUACAGGUGUGUGGCUCGCUAUGGAAACAACAAGCAGGUGCAUGUAGAAGCCAGUCUGCACAUUGCAGAGAUAGAGGAAAUGGGUAGCAGGAUGUCGAGAUUCUUCUCUCCCAGCCAUGUGGAGCGAGUGCCGUGUGCCCCGCCACAGGGUCACCCAGUGCCGGAGGUGUGGUGGGAGCGGGCAGGUGUGAGGGUUCCGUCCGAGGGCCGGGUGUACCAGGAGGGCGUAGACUUGAUCUUCAGCCCUGCUGAGGUCGGAGACUCGGGCACGUACACCUGCGUGGCUCGAAACAAGGCAGGCCAGAAACAGCAGGAGGUCAGCGUAACGGUGGCAGGUCCACCAAAGUGGGAAACUCAGCUGGAGGAGGGGCAGCCAGGUUACCUGCACUGCCACGUGCUGACCACGCCUCCAGCCCAGGUCACCUGGUACCGCAAUACGCAGGAGAUCCAUGAGGAGGACUCUCGGUUUAAGCUCUUCUCUAAUGGGACUCUGAGGAUAAACAAUGUGGAGGUGUAUGAUGGCGUUGUCUACACCUGCCAGUGCAGUACUACAGGGGGUUUCUUAACUGGACAUGCUAAGGUCUUAAUCCUCGAGAAGCUGAAGUUCACCCCUACACCCCAGGCCUCCCAGUGCCUGCCGCUGGAUAAAGAAGCCAACGUUCCGUGCUCCGCUACAGGGCGAGAGACCCCUACUAUACACUGGACCAGAGCAGAUGGUAGUGCUGUCCCCUCUCAUGUGGUGCAGAGGAACGGUGCUUUGUACUUUGGGAAUGUUUCACGAAAUGAUGCUGGGAACUACACUUGUGUGGCUAGCAACAGGCUGCAGGGAGAGAUCCGAGCCUCCGUGUCUCUCACUGUGGGAGUGCAUAUUGAGUUUAAGCUGGAGCCUGAGUACACCACAGUAUACCAGGGCCACACAGCCAUGCUGCACUGCCAGGCUACCGGAGACCCCCAGCCAUACAUCCAAUGGAUGGGCAAAGACAAGGCGCUGUCUUUCAUUUCUGGCAGGUUCCAAAAGAUGCCCAAUGGGACGCUGGUCAUCAGUGAUGUCUCUAAGGAUGACACAGGACAGUAUACUUGUAUCGCUGGCAACAGCUGUAGCCUCAAAGAUCGUGUGACAAAACUUUAUGUUGUGGAUAAGCCAAAGCACACCCGUGAAGAAGAGGAGGGCAAGACGCCCUACAAGAUGAUCCAGACCGUCGGCUUGUCUGUGGGGGCGGCUGUCGCCUACAUCAUCGCUGUACUGGGCCUCAUGUUCUACUGCAAGCAGAGACGUAAUGCCAAGAGACUGCAGAAGGGACAGGAUGGGGAGGAGCCUGAGAUGGAGUGCCUUAAUGGGAAUGCUGUGCAGCAGAAUGGUCAAACUACUACUGAGAUCCAGGAGGAAGUAGCCCUCGCUAACCUGGGGACCAUGGCAGUCACUGAGAAACGUCAGAGCAACACUGACAAGCUCCACUUUCCCAGAACAAACUUACAGACCAUCACUACACUGGGUAAAGGGGAGUUUGGGGAGGUGUUCCUGGCCAAAGCACGUGGGAUUGAGGAGGGCGAGGAGGAGACGGUGGUUCUCGUGAAGAGCCUGCAGAGUCGAGACGAGCCUGCGCAGGCCGACUUCCGCCGGCAGGCCGACAUGUUCAGCAAGCUGAGCCACAGCAACAUCGUGCGGCUGCUGGGCCUCUGCAGAGAUGUGGAGCCCCACUACACCAUCCUGGAAUAUGUAGACCUGGGUGAUCUGAAACAGUUCUUAAGAAUAUCGAAAAGCAAAGAUGAGAAACUCAAACCACAGCCCAUCACCACCAAAACAAAGCUGUCUAUCUGUGCCCAGGUGGCUGCUGGGAUGGAGCACCUGUCCAACCAGCGUUUUGUCCAUAAGGACCUGGCAGCUCGGAACUGCCUGAUCAGUAGUCAGAGACAGGUCAAAGUCUCUGCUCUCGGCCUGAGCAAGGACGUCUACAACAGUGAGUAUUACCACCACAGGCAGGCCUGGAUCCCACUGCGUUGGCUCCCUGUGGAAUCUGUCUUUGAUGACGACUUCUCCACCAAAUCGGAUGUGUGGGCUUUUGGCGUCCUGAUGUGGGAGGUGUUUAGCCACGGUGACCUGCCCUAUGCUCCACUCAGCCACGAGGAAGUGCUCGAAGGUCUUCAGGCCAGCACACUGAAGCUUCCUGCACCCGAGGGCUGUCCUUCUAAAAUCUACAGACUGAUGAGUCGCUGCUGGGCCACCAGCCUCAAGGAGAGACCAUCAUUCAGCGAGCUGAUGCAGGCCUUGGCAGACGUUCCGUUGGACAGCAAGGACAAUCCCAACGCAAUCGGCGAAAAUCCACAAGCUGUCUACAGGAAUGCUGGACCCAACAACACCCCAACAUGCUUGGCUCAAGGACUUGAAGAUGCUGGGCACACCAAUAUGUGUCAUAAUGUACGUGUGCGCUCAGAGUCUUCUCAUUGUUAGAUGUGGAUCAUGGCGCCACUCCAACAAAGCUGUUUGCUAUGAAGGGUGAUGGCCUGUUUCCUGUGGCUGUAAGAUCCAAACUUUCAGCUAGUGCUUUGAGAAAUGAAUAAUAUACAGAGACAGUACAGAACAAAUGUUGAAUUUCAGAAUGCUCAGUCAAUGAGUACAUAUAGUAAUUGAUUUGUGUGUAUGUGGGAGAGCGAGGUUGUAUUAUGACAGUGCUUAUGAAAUAUUUUUUAAUAUUUACAUUUUUACCUGGUGGUGCUCACAGGGGACAAUAUCGUGAUGGCGAGAACUUGCAAUACAUCUUAUUACCGCCACUCCUAAAGCCAUGAUGUACAAUGUAUUCAAGAUUUCUGCAUAGCAACUUUUUAUAAUGACCUCACUGUAUUACUUGCUUAGCAAUGUCCCUGUUACACUCAUUAAUACAGAGACCAUGCACUAAUUUCACUUAAAUAUCAUUUUAUAUAAUGGCUUAGUAUUUUAACGUAGAAGGACGUAUGAGAGCCUUUAUUUGCAAUGAAGGUUGUCUUUUUUAUGACUUUUUUCCCUAAGAAGGUACUCCAUGAUCCUUUUAUACAGACAUGUACUCAACCCGAUAUAGCAUCUAAUUGUUCGGUGUGGUGAAUGUUACAGGAUGACAGGUUGGGGAAAUGGACAUUUUGGUGGUCAUUGUUAAAUCUGAAGACCACAAGUGCCUAGGACAUGAAGGAUUAUUUACUGUUUUUUUUUUUUUUUUUUUUUUUUUUACUAUUAAAUUUCAGUACAGUUGCUUCUUUGUUUUUAUGAACUGUUUUAUAUAUAAUCUUUUUGUAUAUUUUUUGUUUGCUUGUUUUUUUGUUGUGUGAACAAAUACAUGGUCCAAUGCCUUUUUGUAAGCAUAUGCUAGGUGCUCACACUUAGACUGCUUUUUGUUAUUCUACUUUAGCAAAGGUCACAAUAAUCCCAGUGUAUGCUGCUCUCAUUAAACAUUCACGUUCGUAACGAGCACUGUGAUGACUGAAACUGCAGUAAGCUGCUUCUUUCCAUCCCAGAACGGGACUGAGUGAACUUAGGGCUGUGCUGAUUAAGUCACAGUGACACAAGAGGGCAGAAGAAUCGGGUCCAUCUCGGACUGAUAGGUUUUAUUCAUCUCUUCAGUAGAGGGUGCUGUGCGACAUGGCUUGUUCUGCCCAGUUUUUGACAGCUAAUCUACCAGUUAGGUUUAUGAUCCACUGUUUGGUGUUUUUCUCUUCUCUCCAAAAACACUAAUUUAAUUUAAGCGACGCUCCCUAAACUAUUUUAGGGAUGUAGCUGUUUUCACAUUGCUGUAUACUUCUAUACUGCUCCUAUGUAUAAUGCCCAUCUUAUCCUACGCUCACAUGCUUGGCCCUCUUCAUGUGACAUAAGAUGGUUCUCACCAUAAAAGACUGCGGGUGUGCAGUUCAGCUUGCUGCUUAUUGAGUCAUCAGUAGGUGUUCUUCACAGGUUCUGAGGUGGGUACACAUUUAGUGAGCCAUGUGUCUUUCGCCAUGUAAAUACAGCCCGGUCUUCUCACACGGCACUCUGUGCGAUUCUCCCCCGUUCACUCCAGACUGAAUAAUGAAGCCUUGUCUUUUAAUUUACUGUUGUCUGUUUAUGUAGCCCUUGUCUGUCUUUCAGCCUCCAUGUUUCCAGGUUGUACAAUUAAAAGGAUAUGCUGACUUCCU